Molecule: messenger RNA, 6410 nt
Organism: Klebsormidium nitens
Lineage: Eukaryota; Viridiplantae; Streptophyta; Klebsormidiophyceae; Klebsormidiales; Klebsormidiaceae
Source: the annotation of a GenBank genome assembly
CUUUGAUCUGCAAUGGCGGGCGUUCCUGCGCCGCGGCCCAAGCCGGAGCACCUCCUGCUCAAAUGGGCCGGCACGGUCUUGGAAAAGUCUGAGGAUGAGUGGACCGACGUUGACGCGUUCAGAGAUGGGAGGCUGCUGCUAGAGUUGCUUGAUCGCUUGUGGCUCGGGGGGAGUUCUAGCAAUCAGACAGACAGCGAUACCAUUUUAGAAGCAGACAUUCCCGGAUCCAAGGUGGACACAAUCUUUCAGGAUGAAGGAGGAGGGUUCCAAGGUGGGGUCAGGAUAAGCAGGGAAGCACAGCCUGAGCUGACACUGUGCGUGUCUCCAAAGACUCUGGCAGCAAAGGGCAAGGCUGCCGGUGUCAAUCUGGACGUCUCGACAUUGGAGAAGGUGAAGGAAGGGGAUGGCGCGGCGCUCCACGAGACGCUGUUGUCCAUGUAUCGGCCCUGGAUCAUGCAGAAUGGGCAGAAAGGGGUCAGGCGGGUGUCUAAGGGGCAGGUUAGUGAGACCGCAAAAGUGAAGAAGACGGCAAUUGGGGAUGAAAGUGUGGAAGCUAGCAGUGGAGCUUCCGAAGGGGGGAGUGGGCUGAAGGUAACAGGAUCAGAGAAGGAGGAUGAGACUCAAGCAGGGGCGGGCGAGAAUUCGCUCGGUGGUUCACAAGGCCAAAGUAAGUUGGUGGCGAGGGGGAAAGAGAAAGUGGGAGCUGGAGCUGCGAACAAUCAAAAAGAUUCUGAGAGAGCUCCAGAGGCGCUGGAAGGGGCACAAAAAGAUGCACCAAUGGCAAGAAAAGAAGAGGAGAGAGCAGAAAACGCGGUGGUUGCGGCGAGGGCAGAAACACUUAGGGGCGGCGCAAUAAGUGCUGACAUACCUCCGGGGGCGGCAAGUGUCGCAUCGGCAGCCGGUGAGCCAAGCCAACCAGGGAAGAGAGCGAGGGCGAACGUUUUGAAGCAGCUCAACACGAAAGCAAGAGCUGGGUUAGUGGCUGGUCACAUCGAGAAGAUUGCUUCACCAACGUCAGCUGGCGAGUUCGUCGGCAGAGCUGGGGACAGGAUUCAGAGUGGGGUGUCUCCAGCUUUGGUUGAAAGUGAUGGGGUUCAGGCUGCAGAUCUGGUUAGGGAGGGGGCAGACGCAACCAGCGAGGAAGAGAAGCAGGAUGUCGCUGUCACGACGAAAGGGAGCCCCGCAAAUCCGGAAGUUAAAGAUGCAGAAAGCGAUGGUGGCUCAUCUUCAUCGCUGUCGGUCCAGGACAAGAAAGUGAUACUCAGCGACAGUGCCAAGUCGGAGACCCUGAGUGGGUCCGCGACAACGGGGUCAGCGAAACAGACAAGGUUUGAGAAAGCGGCGGAGCCAGACAGAAAUGGCGACAGUGGAGACGGCGCCAAGUGGCGGGCUCCCCUUCCGCCGCGAUCAGCGUACAGUGCUUCAGACGGCCAGCUGAUGUCGGCACGGGCCUGGCUCGCCGACAUCAUCGCUGGUGUCAGCGCUGAUGUCAGCGAACGUCCCAGCCCGCCCGAGUUUGAGAGCGGGGUCGCGCAUGUCCGCGCCUGCGAGCUGCUGCUUGACACCAAUUCCGACUCCGAGCUGAGGCGAUUCGGAGUUGACGAGCCGGUGUCAAUGACUGAGAGGCGGGUGACAUUUGUGUAUGAGCAGCUGAGGUCGCAUGGUGCAAGGGUGUCGAACCUGAGGCGGCGGAAGAGGUCUAGCGGGGGAGCGAUCGACGGGGAAAAGCUAGGGGCGGAGGCAGAGAUCGAGUUGGCUGAGACGCUGAUGUCAGCGGCCGCGGAGCUGGGGUUGAGCGUUCCGAGGGCGGUGGAACGGAUCAGGGAGCUGACUGGUGUGAAAGAACACCCGUACGAUUGGGAAGACGCCCUCCAACUGUGGGUCAACGCAGUCCUGGCGGAUCACCACAGCAGGACACCUGUCAAAGACGCGAAAGCCGACGAAGGGCUGCUCUGCAUCGACGACUUAUUAGUUGACCUCAGCGACGGCCGCGCGCUCGCAGUCCUCCUCCACUCCCUCUCCCCCACGCUCAUCGAUCCACGUGGCAUCCCCCUCGACCGCCAGCUGUCACGCUCCGAAACCGCCCACGUCAUCGGCUUGAUCCAGCACGCCGCCCGCACGAUCCGGGUCCCCUUUCCGCUGACGCCUGCUGACCUCAUCUACGGUCACGCUGGCGUCAAGCCCGCCCUCCUCUACUUUCUGGCGGCUAUCUUCCGGACCUUCGAGCAGAAAGAGCCGUUGCUGCCCGUCGUUCGAAAAGUUCCGUCGUCGAAAGGUGCGAAGACGGGGAGCGAGCCUGGAGCUGUCCGUUCCGGCGAGACGAUAUCCGCAGGCCCACCUGAUUGGAUACCGGAACCCCGGAAAACCGAGUCGCCUCAUCGAAGAGGAUCCUCGGAAAUCCCUGAUCCGCGCUGGGAAAUUGAGGCCCCUGCAGUUAGCUCGUCUUCUGGGCGACCAGAAAGUGGACGAAGUCAAUUGGGAGGUCGCUAUUUGUCUUUCGGUCGCCCUGCAAGCAAAGAAUCAACCUCGCCCACGGCCGACAUUCCGGUUGAAACAGUUGAUUCCGCUCGGAGCACGCAGGACAGCAUGAGUGCGGAAACCCCAAGCGGUGGGGUAAAAGACGGGUCCCGGCGAAGAAGCAGUUCAGUCGAAAAGCGGGCGGGGAGCGCUUCACCGGGCAGCCAAGAUGUAGGGGAGACGCCGGCGAAGCAAAAUCCCCUCGGCUCCAGAACGACGUCAACGCGUUCCUCCAGGACCACGUCAGCAAAACCUUCCAGGUUGACGUCACCCGACUCCUCCCGGCUGACGUCGGCACGCUCUUCCGGACGGUUGGCCGUCAGUCCGACCAUGAUCUCUAGCGGCGGGGUGGCGAACCUGGAAAGCGAUUUCCAGCCCGGUGCUGACGUCACUGGAUUCGUCAGCGCGCUGCCGAGUGCAUCGAUGACGUCAGAGGAUGCCCGGGCCGUCCGGCAGGCGAAUCUGUGGGCGCUGCUGAAUCGAGCGGAGGCGAACGCGGCCACCGCCGCGGCGUCGCUAUCGCUGGUCCGGGAGCGGCUCUCCGAGGAGCUCUCCGCCAGAACCGGGCCGGAACGGAACCCAAACGGAUCGCCGACAAGGACCCAGAUGGUGAAGAGUGGGGUGGGAAGAGGGAGCAAAGAGAAAAGCGGGUCGGCACGGAUGUCGGCAGAGGUUGGAAUGGUGGGAAGGGCAGAGGGAGCGGUUGCGAGGGCCUCUUCCGCUCCGGUUCCGCUGGCGGAGUUCCGUUUCGAGGGCGGACUGGAGGACGAGGAUAUGGUGCGCAUUGGGGAGCCGAGUGCGGUGGAGCUUGGUUCAGAGCCGAGCGGAACUAGGAUGGGGGGUUUGGAGAUGGCGGACCGGGAAAACUUGGCGAAUGCCUCAGAGAUGAGUUCCGGGCAAUUGGGCAGUAUGAAUGCGCGAAGUUCGGGCGAAGGAAAAACGGACGUCCGGACAAGGACGAAGAAGUUCUCAUUGCGGACGCACCCGUUGGAAAGGUUCGAAGCUGUGGGCAGUGACCGGUUGGAAACGGUCGGAGGAGCCGCAGCGGGCGAGCGGGGAGCGGACGAGGCGGAAACGGAAACGACGGCGGAAUGGACAAAAGCGGAACGAGCUGGAGCGAACACAGGGUCGCUAAGUUCAUCCCAAAUAAAAGAAAAGUCUGAUGCCUGGGCAAGGGAAAGUAGAGCGAAAGAAAGCGCUGAUCUGCCUCGUCUUUCGCUGGAGUCUCCAAGAGGCAGCGUUUUCAGAGUGCUUGACGCUUUGAAAAGCGCUUCGAGUCCCGUCGAAACCCGCAGCCUCAGUAAAGUAGGUGUUCCGCGGUUGGAUCUUCCGGGGGAGUUCACGAGCCCCGUAAGUUUAAGCCCCCGAACCGAACGGUCCUCGGGGCGAAGCACCGGGCUGAAGUCCUACAGGACACGUGGCAGUCGUGUGCUCACCGAGCGGUCCGUCGAGGCGCGGCGCAGCCUCGAGGUGCAGUUCCGGCUGCUGGAGGAGCAGAAGGCGGAGUCGGACCGGAAACGGAACGAGGGCUCGGAGGUGCGCAAGUCGCUGGAGGAGCGGAGGGCCGCGCUCGUGCGGAGGUCGCAGGAAGGGGUUGCGGGUUUUGCGGGAGGGUUAGGGGGUUUGGUUAGCGGAAACGAGAGUUUUGCGACCGGGUCUGGAGGUCUAGUGUCCGGAGGCGGCUCGAUCCUGCGCGUGUUGUCCGAAAGGCUGAGCCGGAGCACGGAGGGGAGCGAGGGUGACGUGGCAGAGGCUCGGAGUGACGUCAGCGGGGUGAUGACGUCAGAAGCGGCAGACCGGAAGAGUGACGGGAAUGGGGCGACAAGCUACGUUGGGUCAAUUGAAUUGGCGGUAUCAGAGGGCAGAGGAUCGAGCCGGGCAAAGAGUGAAGCUCGAAGCGAAGAUGCAUCGAACGAGAAUGACAGAAAAUCAGACAAGCGGCGGACUCCGGAGCUGCCACGUGGCAUCCUGGAUGAUGCGGCCCGGGGCUUGGACGUCCGAGCUUCGACGGAGAGUGUGUCCGAAGCUCGUGCCUCGGAACAGGGCUCUGUACCUCCGCUAAACGUUCCCGCGGGACCUUUAAGGCUUUCCGCCGGUCCGCCGAUUGACUCAGCGGAGCUGCGGGGUAAUCCUAGCAAUCCAAUGAGCGUCCGGGAAAGUUCUAGCCGUCCUGCCGAUGCUUUGAGGACUUCAGUUGAGACCGAGCGGAAAGAGAUUGACUGGGGCAGCCUUGACUCGGACAGCCCCGUCCGGCGGACGGAGUUUCCGUCGGACAGCGAGAGUUCCGGUCGGUUGGGGGGAGGUGCCGGAGCGGAACGGAACCCUUUCCAGGAGAAAAAGGCGGUCGACUGGGGAACGCUGCUGACCGGGGACGGGCUUGAUUUAAGUAGUGACGUUAGCCGGCUGGACGACAGCAUGGAGUCAAGAGGUGGGGCGGGGACGGAGCCGGAUUCCGCCGGGGUGGAACCGGACUCCGCGGAGGCCGUCCGGAACGGGGAAGGUUCGGAGGAGCAAGGUGGCAGCAGCUUGUGGGGUGAUGAGGGACACGUGUCGAAAUGGGACAGGCGCUGGAGUCCGGAGAGUAUGCACGCUGACGUCAUGCACUUGGAGGCGGAAGAGAAGGAAGAGAGGGGUGGAGGGGAGGGGUUGUGGAAAGAAUUGGAUAAUGGUCUCUCGUCGCACGAGGACGAGAAGGAGAAAGAGAACGAGAACAAGAACGAGAACGAAAACGAAGCCGAACCCAGCCUUCUUCCCGAGCGCCACUUGCGCAAGCCGCCCAAACCUGUCGCGCUCCACUUGAUCGACCGCGACGACAGCGAGAAGCGCGCGCGCAUGCAGCGCGCGCUCGACGAGAAGCGCGCGCAUUUUCUUUUGGAGAGGCAGCUCCAGCAGGCCGCGGCCGCGGCCGCGUCGAGCCGCCGGCCGACUGACGACAGCUCCCAAAACCCCGAAACCCUUUUGGUAUCGGAUGUUCCUUCCGGGAAGCGGCGAUCGAGCGGCUCUUCAGCGGAAGGCGACGGCGGACAUCCGGCGGAAGGCGACGGCGGACUUCCGGCAAAGGGUGGCGGCGGAUCGCGGUCAAAAGGCAACAGCGGCUCGUCAGCACACGUCAGCCGCAGGGGUUCGGGGGUUUUGGACGGUCCAGCCGACGGCGGCUCGUCCGGAAAACCAAGCCGCCGGGUUUCCGGGUUGUCCGAGGAUUCUGAGGACAAAGCGGGCCGCAAGCUCUCGGGGGUCAGUCCGUUUUACGCGGCGCCCCCCCGAAUGUCCAACAAGAAGCUCGUCCGGAAUGCGCUGAGCACGGUGUGCCUGGCCGGGGGGGCGCUCAAGCUGGAGAGGGAGCGCGCGCUUAUGGCUCUUGACGCUUUCGACGGCGACAACUUCGUAAUCCUAUUCAAGGACGACAAAGGGACCAAGUUCAAGGGGUUGUACGUUUUGUCAGCGGAUGGAAAAGAGAUUGACCGCAUCUACGGCUCUGGGCCGGAGAGCCUGCGAUCGGACGGUGUUGCUCACUACCUCAAGUACGACUCGGGGGCCAAGGAGUUCAAGCCGCUGCAGACGCAACAAUUCACCACUUCGACGUGCGCAGUGGCGCCGUCGAACAGAGCUCCGGGCAAGCGCCUGAGCAGGUGAUUCGAUAUGCAUAGCAGCACGCCGCAAGCUAGGAGCGAGGACGCAACGAAGGAGAAGGCAUGGCGGCAAGCCAAACAGGAUCUGUUGGCAAUUCCGGCCAGGCCCGGCUUAGGUAGCUCGAGCUUUCUGAAAUACAUUUAGCCCGCCGAGCACCUAAGCCAGACUUGAUAAGAUAGGUAGGAUAUGAAGCACUGUGCACGCGCUUGAUCUGCAUUCGACCAGAUUCUGACCCCGGCUACUACUGAUUAAUCCAGUCCGGC